AUGGCCAUGGGGAGGGCUGCCCUGGAGCAAAGGCCUGGACCAGCCGGGCUCCUGCCGCCCGGGCAGCUGCUGGGAAGUGAUCUGGGGAAUCUGGACCCAGACACACGAGUUCGAAUCCUGCGUCUGCUGCUUCUAUGCUGGCUUGGGGUUCUGGGGGGGUUGGGGGUGCUGGGGAGUGGAAGUGCAGUGGGGAGACCGGGCGGAGAGCUGACCGGGGCUCCUGCUCCCGGCAGGAUCCGGCCGCAGCUGUCCAAGGAGAAGAUUGAGGGCUGCCACAUCUGCACCUCCGUCACCCCGGGGGAGCCCCAGGUGCUCCUGGGGAAGGACAAGGCCUUCACCUACGACUUUGUCUUCGACCUGGACACCUGGCAGGAGCACGUGUACGCCACCUGCGUGCACAGGCUCAUCGAGGGCUGCUUCGAGGGCUACAAUGCCACGGUGCUGGCCUACGGGCCUGCCAAAGCCUGGAUCCUGGGGGAGGAGCAGCCGCGGGAGGGCCCUGCCACCCCCACCCCUGUCCAGGUCAAAGGCCGUGGAAUCCAGAACCUGAGGGACAGGCUCUACAACGAGGAGAUCCUGGACCUCUUCGACGCCACCCGGGACCCCGACGCCCGCCACCGCCGGUCCAACAUCAAGAUCCAUGAGGACGCCAACGCCUGGAUCCUGGGGGAGGAGCAGCCGCGGGAGGGCCCUGCCACCCCCACCCCUGUCCAGGUCAAAGGCCGUGGAAUCCAGAACCUGAGGGACAGGCUCUACAACGAGGAGAUCCUGGACCUCUUCGACGCCACCCGGGACCCCGACGCCCGCCACCGCCGGUCCAACAUCAAGAUCCAUGAGGACCGGCGGGCGCAGGAGCAGGGCGUGGCCGGGCCCGAGUUCAAAGUCAGCGCCCAGUUCCUGGAGCUCUACAACGAGGAGAUCCUGGACCUCUUCGACGCCACCCGGGACCCCGACGCCCGCCACCGCCGGUCCAACAUCAAGAUCCAUGAGGACGCCAACGCACCGGGUCUGCCUCCGCAGUUGGCCUUGGGCAACGUCAUCAGCGCCCUGGGGGACCAGAGCAAGAAGGCGGUACACGUGCCCUACAGGGACUCCAAGCUCACGCGGCUCCUGCAGGACUCGCUGGGGGGCAACAGCCAGACCAUCAUGAUCGCCUGCGUGAGCCCCUCUGACCGGGACUUCAUGGAGACACUCAACACUCUCAAAUACGCCAACCGGGCCCGGAACAUCAAGAACAAGGUGGUGGUGAACCAGGACAAGACCAGCCAGCAGAUCAGCGCGCUGCGGGCCGAUAUCGCGCGGCUGCAGAUGGAGCUCAUGGAGUACAAGGCGGGCAAGAGGGUGAUCGGGGAGGACGGCAGCGAGGGCUACAGCGACCUGUUCCGGGAGAACGCCAUGCUGCAGAAGGAGAACGGCGCCCUGCGCCUGCGUGUGAAGGCCAUGCAGGACGCCAUCGACGCCAUCAACAGCCGCGUCACCCACCUCAUGAGCCAGGAGGCCAACCUGCUGCUGGCCAAGGCCGGUCCUCACCCCCGUUUCCCACCUGCGGGGAUGCCCGCAGAGGUGAACUUCCAGGCGGACCUGGCCGACCUGACGUGCGAGAUCGAGAUCAAGCAGAAGCUGAUCGACGAGCUGGAGAACAGCCAGCGGCGGCUGCAGACGCUCAAGCACCAGUAAGAGGAGAAGCUGAUUCUGCUGCAGAACAAGAUCCGCGACACGCAGCUGGAGCGCGACCGCGUGCUGCAGAACCUCUUUCAGAUCCGAGCUCUGGAGUCCCAGAAGCGACAGCAGGAACUGGUGCUGAGGAGGAAGACCCAGGAGGUGUCUGCGCUGAGGCGCCUGGCCAAGCCCAUGUCCGAGCGGGUGGCGGGGCGCGUGGUGCCGCUCACGGGGGCCUCUGUCUCCAGGAAGAAGUUCCAGAAGAAGGGGGCCGGCCAGAGCUUCAGCAAGGCCGCGCGGCUCAAGUGGCAGUCGCUGGAGCGCAGGGUCAUCGACAUCGUCAUGCAGAGGAUGACCCUCGUCAACCUGGAGGCCGACAUGGAGCGGCUCAUCAAGAAAAGGGAGGAGCUGUUCCUCCUGCAGGAGGCGCUGCGGCAGAAACGGGAGCGGCUGCAGGCGGAGAGCCCCGAGGAGAAGGGGCUGCAGGAGCUGGCGGAGGAGAUGGAGGCGCUGGCGGCCAACAUCGACUACAUCAACGACAGCAUCUCCGACUGCCAGGCCACCAUCGUGCAGCUGGAGGAGACCGCGACGUCUGGGAGUUAUGGGGGGCCCUCCAGGGUGUCUCCCUGGGUGGGAGCCGGUGGCGUAAGGGCAGGGGCGGGGGUGCCCCUGGUCCCAGGCCGGGGAGGGUCACCCGGGCCCGCUGCCCGUCCUCAGGGGCUGCAGGUGGCCCAGAAGGAGGCCCAGAUCCGGCUGCUGGAGGGGCGGCUGAGGCAGACCGACCUCGCGGGCUCCUCCCAGAACCACCUGCUCCUGGACGCCCUGCGGGAGAAGGCGGAGGCGCACCCCGAGCUGCAGGCCCUCAUCUACAACGUGCAGCAAGAGAACGGCUACGCCAGCACCGAUGAGGAGGUGUCGGAGUUCUCCGAGGGCAGCUUCUCCCAGUCAUUCACCAUGAAAGGUUCCAGCAGCCACGACGACUUCAAGUUCAAGGGCGAGCCCAAGCUGUCGGCCCAGAUAAAGGCGGCGUCGGCCGAAUGCCUGGGGCCCCCGCUGGACAGCUCCACCAAGAACAUCACCAAGUCCCUGGCCUCGCUGGUGGAGAUCACGGAGGACACGGUCGACGCUGUAACCACCGGGAACCACCAGCCACGACACGUGUGUCUGAGGUCAGACGGAGUCAGAAUGGCCCCGACACUGACAUGCCGCUCUCUGUCCCCGCUUGGCAGGUCCACAGACGUGGGAUUCACGCCCCCCUCGUCCCCGCCCACGCGGCCACGCAACGAUCGCAACGUCUUCUCGCGUCUGACCAGCAAUCAGAGCCAGGGCUCCGCGAUGGACAAGUCUGAUGACAGCGACUCCUCUAUGUCCGAGGUCCUGAGGGGGAUCAUCACGCCGGUCGGAGCGGCGAAGGGCGGGCGGACGGCCCCGCUGCAGUGCGUCUCCAUGGCCGAGGGCCACACCAAGCCCAUCCUCUGCCUGGACGCCACGGACGAGCUGCUCUUCACCGGAUCCAAAGACCGCAGCUGCAAGAUGUGGGGCCUGGUCACGGGGCAGGAGAUCGCCGCCCUGAAGGGCCACCCCAACAACGUGGUCUCCAUCAAGUACUGCAGCCACUCGGGGCUGGUCUUCUCCGUGUCCACCUCCUACAUCAAGGUGUGGGACAUCCGGGACUCGGCCAAGUGCAUCCGCACCCUCACGUCCUCGGGUCAGGUGAUCUCGGGGGACGCCUGCGCAGCCACCUCCACACGCGCCCUCACCAGCGCGCAGGGCGAGCACCAGAUCAACCAGAUCGCGCUCAGCCCCUCGGGCACCAUGCUGUACGCCGCCUCGGGCAACGCCGUCCGCAUCUGGGAGCUCAGCAGGUUCCAGCCCGUCGGCAAGCUGACCGGCCACAUCGGGCCCGUGAUGUGCCUGACGGUCACCCAGACGGCCAGCCAGCAUGACCUGGUGGUCACCGGCUCCAAGGACCACUACGUGAAGGUGCCCGGGCACUGCCAUGUCCCCUCACCCCCACCCCCCCCUCUGCGGCCUCGGGACACUCGUGGGAAGAAUGCCCUUCCUGGGAUGGUUAAAAUAUAUCCACACUAG
This is a messenger RNA of Myotis davidii, 3750 nucleotides long. It is a transcript of the gene KIF21B, whose product is annotated as kinesin family member 21B. Gene Ontology annotation, molecular function: microtubule binding; microtubule motor activity; ATP binding. The record is from RefSeq and is a predicted model, not a curated record. Lineage: Eukaryota; Metazoa; Chordata; Mammalia; Chiroptera; Vespertilionidae. The transcript is spliced from 26 exons. Gene Ontology annotation, biological process: microtubule-based movement; mitotic spindle organization.